Molecule: messenger RNA, 2124 nt
Organism: Myripristis murdjan (pinecone soldierfish)
Lineage: Eukaryota; Metazoa; Chordata; Actinopteri; Holocentriformes; Holocentridae
Product: protocadherin beta-16-like
Exons: 3
Coding region: 1-2124 (707 amino acids)
Biological process (GO): homophilic cell-cell adhesion
Cellular component (GO): plasma membrane
Molecular function (GO): calcium ion binding
Source: RefSeq, a predicted model, not a curated record
AUGGAGAACAAUUCUCCUGGUUUCUCUUUGUUACGGAUCAAAGCCUCUGACCCAGAUAAAGGUCAGAAUGCACAGAUAUCAUAUUUUCUUAUCGACGGUGAUGUCAACGGAAAUCUGGCCUCCGCAUACUUCUCCAUCAAUGCGGAGAGCGGAGAGAUUCAGGCCAUACGUUCACUCGACUACGAACAAGUCAAAGAGUACAAAAUAUUAGUUAAAGCUCAAGAUGGGGGCUCGCCACCUCUCAUUAGUAACACGACAGUCAUUAUACACGUUCAAGACCAGAACGACAACGCCCCUCAGGUGCUGUAUCCAGUCCAGACUGGUGGCUCUCUGGUGGCUGAAAUGGUGCCUCGUUCAGCAGAGGUGGGCUAUCUGGUAACUAAAGUGGUGGCUGUUGAUGUGGACUCUGGCCAGAAUGCCUGGCUCUCCUAUAAACUGCAGAAGGCCACAGACAGGGCGCUGUUUGAGGUGGGCUUACAGAAUGGGGAAAUCAGAACUAUCCGCCAAGUCACUGAUAAAGAUGCUGUGAAACAAAGGCUAACUGUUGUGGUGGAGGACAACGGCCAUCCCUCUCGUUCAGCUACAGUCAAUGUUAACGUGGCGGUGGCGGACAGCUUCCCUGAAGUGCUGUCGGAGUUCACUGACUUUACACAGGACAAGGAGUACAAUGACAAUCUGACUUUUUACUUGGUCUUGGCUUUGGCUGUGGUUUCAUUUCUGUUCAUCACGUGCGUGGUGGUUAUUAUAUCAGUGAAAAUCCACAGGUGGAGACAGUCUCGCAUCCUGUAUCAGUCCAACCUGCCGGUGAUUCCAUAUUACCCCCCACGUUACUCAGACACUUUGGGAACAGGAACUCUCCCACACGUGUACAAUUACGAGGUGUGCCGGACGACUGACUCCAGAAAGAGUGACUGUAAAUACAUGCAGCCCAUGAGUCAGAGUUUGCUGAGUGUUGAUGGAGUUGGGACUGAUACACUGCAGAAGGAGAAGCAAUCAUCUGCGCUGUCUCAGAUGUUGACUCUGCGAGCAGGUCUGUUUUAUUUCCUGCUUUAUGUGGCUAACCUGGUCGGUGGCCAGAUUCGGUAUUCUAUACCAGAGGAGAUGAAGAAAGGGUCUCUUAUCGGUAACGUAGCUCAAGAUCUUGGAUUGGAUCUGAAAAGGCUCCGCUCUGGCCGGGCUCGUAUCGUGACCGGAGAAAAUAUCCAGUACACUGAGCUGAAGACAGACAAAGGGAUCCUAGUCGUGAAUGAGAGAAUAGACAGAGAGCAACUUUGUGGGGAUGUAACCCCGUGCAGCUUGACCUUCGAAAUUAUUUUAGAAAAUCCGAUGGAAUUACAUAGAGUGACUAUUGAAAUUAUGGAUCAGAACGACAACGCCCCUCAGGUGCUGUACCCAGUCCAGACUGGUGGCUCUCUGGUGGCUGAAAUGGUGCCUCGUUCAGCAGAUGUGGGCUAUCUGGUGACUAAAGUGGUGGCUGUUGAUGUGGACUCUGGCCAGAAUGCCUGGCUCUCCUAUAAACUGCAGAAAGCCACAGACAGGGCGUUGUUUGAAGUGGGCUUACAGAAUGGGGAAAUCAGAACUAUCCGCCAAGUCACUGAUAAAGAUGCUGUGAAACAAAGGCUGACUGUUGUGGUGGAGGACAACGGCCAGCCCUCUCGUUCAGCUACAGUCAUUGUUAACGUGGCGGUGGCGGACAGCUUCCCUGAAGUGCUGUUGGAGUUCACUGACAUCACACAAGACAAGGAGUACAAUGACAACCUGACUUUUUACUUGGUCUUGGCUUUGACUGUGGUUUCCUUUCUGUUCAUCACGUGCCUGGUGGUUAUUAUAUCAGUGAAAAUCCACAGAUGGAGACAGUCUCGCAUCCUGUAUCAGUCCAACCUGCCGGUGAUUCCAUAUUAUCCCCCACGUUACUCAGACACUUUGGGGACAGGGACUCUCCCACACGUGUACAAUUACGAGGUGUGCAGGACAACUGACUCCAGAAAGAGUGACUGUAAGUUUGGCAGAGCCGGUAGUCAGAACGUCCUGAUAAUGGAUCACAGUUCAACAGGGACGAUGCAGCGGAUACAGAGUGACAAGAGCAUCCUGGAUGAACCAGACUCUCCUCUAGAGGUUAGUUAA